AUGGCGGCGCUGGCGCCCGAGCGUUUCGAGGGCCCCGGGGACGCCGCCUCGGCCGCCCUGGACGAGCUAUCCCGGAACUUCACGUAUGGGGCGUCCGGCACCGGCAACGGCUCCCUGUCGGGCGAGUGGUACCGCAGGAACCAGAUUCACCUUUUUGGAGUUUUGUUGGCUAUUUUAGGAAAUUUGGUAAUCAGCAUUUCUCUAAAUAUUCAGAAAUACUCUCAUCUUCAGUCAGCACACCACGAACACCCUAGGCCACUCUUCAGGAGCAUGAUAUGGUGGGGUGGACUCGUACUCAUGGCUGUAGGAGAGACUGGGAACUUCGCAGCCUAUGGAUUUGCCCCUGUUACUCUCAUUGCUCCGUUAGGUUGCAUGUCUGUUACAGGUAGUGCCAUUAUUUCUGUUAUUUUUCUGAAAGAAAAUUUGAGAGCCUCAGACUUACUAGGUACGACAUUGGCAUUUGCAGGAAUAUACUUAUUGGUGAAUUUUGCUCCAAAUAUAACUCAGAAUAUCUCAGCAAGAACAGUACAGUAUUUCUUUGUUGGCUGGCAGUUCCUGAUGUACUUGAUUUUAGAAAUAUUAAUUUUCUGCAUUCUCCUGUAUUGCCAUAAAAGAAAAGGAAUGAAGCACAUUGUGGUUCUGCUAACCUUGGUGGCACUUCUAGCUUCUUUGACUGUUAUUUCAGUAAAGGCAGUCUCAGGCAUGAUCACUUUUUCUGUGACGGAUAAAAUGCAACUAACUUAUCCCAUCUUCUAUAUCAUGUUUAUCAUCAUGAUAGCAUCUUGUGUUUUCCAAGUCAAGUUCCUGAAUCAAGCUAUGAAACUCUACAAUAUGACGAUGGUGGUACCUGUUAACCAUAUUUUCUUUACAACCAGUGCCAUUCUCUCAGGUAUCAUAUUUUAUCAGGAAUUCCUUGGUGCAGCUUUUCUCACUGUAUUUAUAUAUCUUUUUGGGUGUUUUCUGUCAUUCCUUGGAGUGUUUUUGGUCACAAGAAACCGAGAAAAGGAACAUCUGCAACAGUCUUACAUUGAUUUUGGAAAUAUUCCUGGGAAACAAAUGUUGGACAAAAUACAACCCGAUUCAAAUGACUUAUCCUAUGGAAGUUUGCCUGAUGGAAGUGACUCAACAACGAGCCAGAGUGGAGAGAAGAAAAAGGUCUAA
This is a messenger RNA of Orycteropus afer afer, 1161 nucleotides long. RefSeq names its product NIPA like domain containing 2 (gene NIPAL2). The coding region runs from base 1 to 1161 and encodes 386 amino acids. The record is from RefSeq and is a predicted model, not a curated record. Gene Ontology annotation, biological process: magnesium ion transport. NCBI's taxonomy places the organism in Eukaryota, Metazoa, Chordata, Mammalia, Tubulidentata, Orycteropodidae. The transcript is spliced from 11 exons. Gene Ontology annotation, cellular component: membrane. Gene Ontology annotation, molecular function: magnesium ion transmembrane transporter activity.